Akanthomyces muscarius is the source of this 879-nucleotide messenger RNA. RefSeq lists its product as uncharacterized. The record is from RefSeq and is a predicted model, not a curated record. NCBI's taxonomy places the organism in Eukaryota, Fungi, Ascomycota, Sordariomycetes, Hypocreales, Cordycipitaceae. Gene Ontology annotation, biological process: pantothenate biosynthetic process. The coding region runs from base 1 to 879 and encodes 292 amino acids. Gene Ontology annotation, molecular function: magnesium ion binding; 3-methyl-2-oxobutanoate hydroxymethyltransferase activity. The transcript has 2 exons. Gene Ontology annotation, cellular component: mitochondrion.
AUGGGCGCCGCCGCCGCCAACCCCCGCAAAAAGGUCACCAUCAACACCCUGAGAUCGCAGCACAAAAAGGGCGAUCCCAUUACCGUCCUUACGGCGCACGACUUUCCGAGUGCCAUGGUUGCGGACCACGCUGGCAUGGACAUUGUCCUCGUAGGCGACAGCCUGGCCAUGGUCGCCAUGGGCAUGGACGACACGAGCGAGGUUCUGGUGGAAGAGAUGCUCUUACACUGCCGCUCCGUCGCCCGUGCCACGAAAUCCGCCUUUACCAUUGGUGACAUGCCCAUGGGCAGCUAUGAAAUCGCCCCCGAGCAGGCCCUUGGCACCGCUAUCCGCUUCAUCAAGGAGGGCCGCGUGCAGGGCGUCAAGCUCGAGGGCGGCCGCGAGAUGGCGCCCACGAUCCGCCGCAUCACCGCCUCCGGCAUCCCCGUCCUCGGCCACAUCGGUCUCACCCCGCAGCGCCAAAACGCCCUCGGCGGCUUCCGCGUCCAGGGCAAGACGGCCGACGCCGCCAUGGCCAUCCUCGACGACGCCCUCGCCAUCCAGGACGCCGGCUGCUUCGCCAUGGUCCUCGAGGCCGUCCCGGAAGACGUCGCCGCCAUCAUCACCCAGAAGCUCAAGGUCCCCACCAUUGGCAUCGGCGCCGGCGCCGGCUGCUCCGGCCAGGUCCUCGUCCAGACCGACAUGACCGGCUACUUCCCGCCUGGCCGCUUCCUGCCCAAGUUCGUCAAGCAGUACGGCAACGUCUGGGCCGAGUCGAUGCGCGCCAUCGAGCAGUACAGGGACGAGGUCAAGAGCCGCCAGUACCCUGCGCCCGAGCACACGUACCCAGCUCCGAAGGCGGAGAUUGAGGCCUUUGCCAACGCGGCCGAGAAGCUUUGA